AUGGGUCGUGGAGUUAGUGCAGGUGGUGGACAAAGUUCUUUAGGGUAUCUUUUUGGUAGCGGAGAGGCUCCAAAGGCAGCCAUUAACAAUGCUCCAACUCCUCCAUCUGAAACUCUGCCUGUAAAUUCUGUUCCUUCGCCUAAACCUGUUGCUGCGCAGCAGGUUAAUCUUACCAACCAAAUGCCUGCCGGUAAUAAAUCCUCUACAAACAACUACACUCGAGCAGAUGGACAGAACGCUGGCAACUUCCUUACGGAUCGGCCAUCGACCAAGGUUCAUGCAGCCCCUGGAGGCGGGUCAUCUCUGAAUUACCUCUUCGGUGGUGGCGGAAGCAACUAG
This is a messenger RNA of Arabis nemorensis, 339 nucleotides long. The record is from the annotation of a GenBank genome assembly. Lineage: Eukaryota; Viridiplantae; Streptophyta; Magnoliopsida; Brassicales; Brassicaceae.